Messenger RNA from Oikopleura dioica, 1143 nucleotides. The record is from the annotation of a GenBank genome assembly. Lineage: Eukaryota; Metazoa; Chordata; Appendicularia; Copelata; Oikopleuridae.
AUGAUCGAGAAAUUAUUGAAAAUCACGAAUCCGCUAUCUUCGUCAAAUCACGGAAAUUCACCGCCAAAAAUCGACAAUUCCAAAAACGUGAAAACGACAAAAAUUAGCUCCUUGAUGUCUUAUGUAACGAAACCGCCGCAAAAGAAAAGAACAAUCAUCGCAAUUCCACUCAAGCCAAAGCAAAAAGAAGAGACCUCGAAACUUCCCGAAAUCAAGGAAGAGAAAAAACUUCAAGAAAAAAUUGAAGUGAAAAAAAUUGAAACGAAAUCGGACAAUUCCGACAGUUUACUUGACAAGAACUCGGACAAGAGCUUGGACGAUUUGAGCAUCCCGGAAAUUUCGAUUUCGAGCGGGAGCUCUGUCAGCUCGAUUUGCGAUAGUCCAAUUACUGUGACUCCCAAAUCUCAGCCGAAGAAAAUUCAAAAUUCUACUUCGAGAAAAUCCGACUCGAAAUGUGCUGUCUCCUCUUCUCUAGAGUCAUCAUCCUCCGCCGAGAACUCAUCCCUUUCUACCUCCAGCAAUCCUUCCUCCUCCUCCCCGUCUCCACUCCAGAAAUCGACGAAUCAAACAGUCCAGGCCAGCUCUGGCUACGGCUCAGAAGGCUAUGUCUCCGAAAAUUCGACAAAGUCGCAGUUCGAAAACGCCAAACGAAUCAUCGUCCCAAUCGUCGCAAAAGUCACCCCAGCGCCGGCAAAACCCGCGAUUGAGUUGAACAAAACUCACGUGAUUCCAAAAAUUGAAAAGAAAUCCAGUUUUCUUGCUGCGAAGCCGUUUUUGACGAACAAAGUCGAGCCAAAAUUCGUCGACAUAAGGGAUGAAAAGUCACAUUGUGCGAGGUGCCACAAAAGUUUCAAUCCUAAUUCGAGUUCGAAUGCUGAGAUGAGAUGUCUACUUCCUCACCCGACUAAUAUGGUAAUCGCCCUGGGAAGAGACCAGAACGGAACGAACUUCGUGUGCUUAUGUUGUCGAACCGAGUUCAAGCUGCCAAAAAUGACGUUUUACGAAGCAGGCGUCAAUUCCAUGCUGACUGGAUACUGCUUUCGAGGGCAGCAUACUUCGAAAUCUAAGUCUAUUGACUAUCAAGAUAAAGGAGGAGCAGCAUUAUCCUGCGAAGAAGCUGGCUGCAUCGAGUUUUUCGUCUAA